UGUCACCAUCGUCGUCCUCGCCCUGCUGUCCUUAACCGUCGAUGCGACCGCUUCUCCCGCCGCGAUCCCCGCGGUGCUGGAGGUGGGUCGCGAGCUGCGGAACGUCAGCAUGGCGUUCGCCGGCCGUUACAACGCCAACGCUGACGGCGACGCUGACGGCAAUGCCGAUGCUGACGCCAGACGCAGCAGCAGCACCGAGACGACCGCGAGUGCGGAUGAUAACGGGGACGUGCGGGAAGGGCGAGUGUUCGGGCUCCAUGGGUUGCGGCCGAGCAUGGGUUACGAGAUUAAGAUCUCCUUCCCUGCAAGUCUACCAGCGCGCUUCCAUCUCGCCCUAAUGGCCGUGGAUCCAGAAGCCGCCACAGGGAGCGCCCAGGAAGGUGCUGCUGGUGCGUGGGGUGACCUCGCAAGUGGCCUAGCAGCCAAGUCCAGAAAAAUGCUGGACACGGAGAAGGUCAUUUUCAGGACUGACAAGCACUCCAACGUGCUGCUGCAAGGCCGGCCGCUCGUACCUUCUGCAGCAGUGCAUGUGUGGGCUGAGCCCACAGCAGUAUUUCCAGGGGGGGGUCGUGAAGGAUCAGGGGAUGUGCUUUUCAAUAUAGACGUGCCGGACUACUCGCUGCUGUUCAACGAGGCGCGCGCGGCGAAGACGGAGGGAAAGGCGCCGCGCGUGGUGCCGAAAUACGGCGAGGAGAUGGCGGACGUGCCGACGAAGCGCAUCGAAGUGUACCUACCGCCGCCGUCCCCGCAAUGCUCGCCGAAGCGUCGAUCUGGCUGCUGCCUCCCGUUGUUUGGUCGUCGGUGA
Messenger RNA from Closterium sp. Naga37s-1, 805 nucleotides. Lineage: Eukaryota; Viridiplantae; Streptophyta; Zygnematophyceae; Desmidiales; Closteriaceae. The record is from the annotation of a GenBank genome assembly.